Messenger RNA from Ostreobium quekettii, 921 nucleotides. Lineage: Eukaryota; Viridiplantae; Chlorophyta; Ulvophyceae; Bryopsidales; Ostreobiaceae. The record is from the annotation of a GenBank genome assembly.
GUGAAUGUGGAAAACUACGCUGAAUGGAUCGAGCUUGUGGCGAACUUCACCAUACAGUCGUUAAACUCCUGGCAGUGGGCUGCAGGCAGUGUGUACUACCUGUUGGCACUAUGGUCUAGGCUGGUGACUUCAAUGCCUUACUUAAAGGGUGACUCACCAUCCCUAUUGGAGACAAAUGUGCCCAAGAUUGUCCAUGCGUACCUGACCUCCCGACUGGAUUGUGUUCGCGCUGUGCUCCAAAACGGAAUGGCUGAAGACCCCCUGGACAAUGAGGGCGAGCUGCAGGACCAGCUGGAGUCUCUCCCCCACCUCUUUCGGUUCCAGUAUGACAAGACUUGUGCACUCGUUUGCAGCAUGAUGGACCCCAUUGCCAAGAGUUUUCAAGACUGGUCCACGGGCCAGCCACCAGGUCAAGAUGCGCGGCAACUUGCGGUUUUGGAGGGCCAGUUGACAUGGCUGGUGUACAUAACUGGAGCGGUCAUUCGAGGGCGGUUAAGUACUAGCAGCAGCGAAACAAUGGAAGCACUCGAUGGCGAUCUGUCGGCAAGGGUGUUCCGCCUAUUGGGGGUGAUGGAAAAUGGGCUGCACCAGCAGAGAUUCAGGGAGAGAUCAAGGCAACGGCUGGACUUGGCCGUGCUCUCCUUCUUCCAGAGCUUCCGAAGAGUGUAUGUCGGAGAAACAGUAAUGCAUUCAUCGAAGGUGUAUGCUCGACUGGGCGAGAGCCUCCCAGGCAUUAGGGACCACCUUGCUGUCUUGAACGUAAUAAUGAAAACCAUUGCAAACAACCUGCGAGCAUACGGGGAGUGCGAUGCGCUCAUAGACAACUCUCUAAGCUUGUUUCAGGACUCUGCGGUGGAUGAUGAGCCGGCUGCUCAUAGGGCCUAUCACAGUGAAUGCCUUGCUGCAGCACCACAGCUCUGA